ACUGAUAAAAUAAACAGAAUAUGGGAGACCCCCAACUAUAUGCACAUCUUAUAUAUUCUAAUUCUUGUGCGCAGGAACAACUGAUAUUACCUCGUUAUGUAGCCGGCAUGUUUUCCUUUAUUAUUUUGCUUAUUUCAUAACGAAAUGUGACGUGUGAUUUUAAGAUUCAAGAGCGGAUCCAAAUAUUACUUUUGCAGGGUAAUUUAGUCCAGUUCCUGGUAACAGUGACUCAAAGACCACGUGAUCAGCGUAGUCCUAUAAAUACCUUUUGAGAGCUAAGGAGGAUAGUGUGAUAGUCUGGCUGGAUACCUACCCAAUCCCGUGCGUCAAAGAUAUUUUAAAAAGAUACUCGGAUAUCUUUAACGUGACCUGUCGCAUCAACUAAUGACAGACGGACACGUCUCAAGACAACACAAGUCCAGAGUGGCGCGAGAUCGAUGAUCUUUGAGUGUUUUUUUCACGCCUGAAUACCAGAAGUUUUCUUCUCCAUGAGAACCUCGCACGGCCCUGCUUGACCAGCCUCGGACGCGCAGGAGUCGCCAAAUCCACAGGUCAAAGAGUUGUUUAUCUUUUCAAUAGUUUUUUUUUCUUUUUUUUGCCAUGCGUGCAUUCAGUAGCUGGAGAUAAAGCUGCAUCAAAGUCUGGUGUGGUUUUAAAGGGGGAGACAGAGGGAGAGUGUGUGUAUGCGCUCUCGCUCAGCAGCCUCUCUGGACUAAAGGAGAAGGAAAUCUGGGAGAGAGGGGGAAGAGAAGCGGCGUCUCCAAGGAUGACUUUAGGGACGGAUAUGUCCGACAGCUCUGCAUUGUCCGAAGAUGUGGACAUCGAUGUGGUCGGGGGUGACAUAUCCGUUGGAAAGGACGGAAAGUACAUUCACCACGAAUUCAACUUGGACAAUGACUCGGACGAUAAUUACUCCCAGAACGCGGCCGAGAGAGUUUCCUCUCCCGGGCUCAGCAGCUCCGACUGCCCGUCAGACCAGAUGGGAUCCAGCGCAGAGGUCGGAACCGUGAUCGGAGACAAAGCCAGAAAAAGUGCACUUGUGAAGCCACCCUACUCUUACAUCGCCCUGAUUACCAUGGCCAUCCUGCAGAGCCCCAAGAAACGUCUCACUCUCAGCGAGAUCUGCGAGUUCAUCAGCAACAGAUUCCCUUACUAUCGGGAGAAAUUCCCCGCGUGGCAAAACUCUAUACGCCACAAUCUUUCCUUAAACGACUGCUUCGUGAAAAUCCCACGAGAGCCCGGCAACCCCGGAAAAGGCAACUACUGGACCCUCGACCCGGAUUCCGCUGACAUGUUCGACAACGGGAGCUUCUUGCGCAGGAGGAAGCGCUUCAAGAGGCACCAAGCUAAUGAAAUCCUCAGGGACUCCGGUGGCUUUCUCCCCGGGUUUGGAUACGGCCCGUAUGGAUACAACUAUGGACUUCAGCUGCAGAACUUCCACGCAGCCCACAAUCCGUACCACCCUCACCACACAGGUGGUUCAUUCCCCUUCCCUAACGCCCCCUGCACCUUGCCCCCAUCAGCCUCCAUAUUCCCUGCGCCGCAUCCUCUGCCUGCCCUUUUAGGGGCCGAUUUAAGAAAGCCCUUUUAUCCGCAACUAAGCCCGUCUCUGCCGCCUCUCAAGACGGACUCCAGCGCCCAGAGUCGGCCUUCAUUCUCUAUUGACAAUAUCAUCGGCGCGGCCAACUCCACCGCCUCCUCCUACAGCGCACAACCGGGCAGCCAGGCUCAGAUCCUGGCCAUGUUGACCCCAGCACUGGCCUCUGCUUCCAACCAUUUGAACCUAUCACAGGACAGCAUAUUACAACCCGGGCCACAGGGUCAGACUUUUUCCAGCAAGAGCCCAAAUAUGAACACUUGUCCUUUUUAGAAAAAAAAAAUGGAGAGAUUGCCCGCUGAAAAAUAUUAUAUUAAAAAGCCAUUUGUGGCAUCAUCCUAUGUGAAGGUAGGCUGUACAUUCUCGAUGAAAUAACAGUGUUUUGGCUCUCCCCAUUUCCUAACAAUGUAAGAGGAGAGAAAGGUUUAUUUAUGGUGUGUAAAUAUGUGUAUAUUAUUGAGAGAGAAAAGCAAAAGAAACUCGGUAAAGGACCUUUUUAAGCAUAUGCUGGCCUGCAAUCUGGCUUUUGGCCUUCAUUAGUCAGUGGGAAAAGAAAAAGAUAUUAACGUAAGUUAAAGGUGUCACCCGAUUUUUUUCUAAAUAGGUAUAAUUGAGAAUUUUAUUCUGAUUUAUAUUGUUUUUAUUUUUGUGCGUCGUGAGAAGUAAGCACUGUUGUUGUUGACAUAGGCUGACAGAGACGGCAAACUCAGGUUUUACUUAGAAAGCACAUGGAGACAAAGGGGGGGUUUCUGACACAAAAAUAACUAUUUCCCACUAUCACCCCCUCCACCCCCUCCUAUCUCCUCUACAUGGUGAUUUUGUGACAGUAUCAUUUCAUGUCGUCGGUGGACACGUAGGCUAUGUGGUUUUGGUAUAAAAGAGCGCAUUACCUCUCUCAACGUUUUAAUUGUUGUUCGUUAUCUAUUUCACAAUUAAAUCUGUGAAGCAUACAGUAUGUCAUGUGUUGCCAAUAGAGAGAGAGGGAGACAUCUAAAUGUUCAUAGGUCAUUUUUUUUGUUGUAACGAUAAAAAUAAUAAAUGUUUGUGAAUUUGAAAAAAAAGAAAAUCGUUAAUUGUUUAUUGCCUGGAAAAGUUACUUGCUCCAUUUAACAAAAGGUCAGUUAAACAAACUAAACAGCAGCUCUUGAGGUGAAUUAAAUUAAAUCUGUCUGUUUUUGCAACUUUUAAAGAAACGUGCAAAUGAAUCGGUUUUGAAAGGACUCACAUGUCCUAAACAUGCACGUUGCAAGGGUUUCAUUUAAAAUUUUUUAAACCAAUUUUGAUUCCCUUUGAGUUGUUUUUUUCAUCUAUUUGCACUUUAAGACCAAAUCUUGACGUGCGCUCUUGUUCAAAGCAGACAGCUUCCUAAAUGAGAUUUAGGCUAAUUAAUCCAGGUGUGUGUCUGACAAAAUAGUCUCUCAGUGAUGCAGUUAAUUAAUUUAGGUGUGAGAAACGCUCGAAAUCCAGUUUAAAUAUUUCAAACACGACCUGAUGGAAAUAACAGUGAUGAAUAUCACGCAACAGUGGGCAAGUAUUCCUCUUGUGUGGCUCUUGCUCGCUUGUAAAGGACCAUUUUCUAGCAAGUUACAAAGGCCCUAAAUGAAUGGGGGGCGUUAGCAGGCCUCGGCGGUCUGUAAUUGAAAGUGAACAAG
Molecule: messenger RNA, 3249 nt
Organism: Scatophagus argus
Lineage: Eukaryota; Metazoa; Chordata; Actinopteri; Scatophagidae
Gene: foxd2
Product: forkhead box D2
Exons: 1
Coding region: 767-1870 (367 amino acids)
Biological process (GO): regulation of transcription by RNA polymerase II; cell differentiation; anatomical structure morphogenesis
Molecular function (GO): DNA-binding transcription factor activity, RNA polymerase II-specific; RNA polymerase II cis-regulatory region sequence-specific DNA binding
Source: RefSeq, a predicted model, not a curated record